AUGGUGGGCCUGGCAGAUGAGAGCUGGCAGGCGAUCGCCUUAGCUAUGGCUUUCGUGGUCCUACAUCUUUUCCUGUCGGCGCGGGAGAUCGGCUCCUGUGUGACGUGGUUGUUCACGCCCUCAGAGGAGGACCCCUGGGCCCAAAGGCUCGAAACUGCGAUGGUGGAGUCGAGGAAGGCUAACAUCUUCCAGUUUGCCCGGUACGGCUCCUUCGCUGGAGCUGGUGGGCUGACCUACUUCAUCUACGCGUACUACACGAACCCCCGCAUGAGUGAGGCAAGCUUUGCCCUCGCAACCUUGGUCAUGUAUGUCCAGUACACGGCGAUCUCAACCCGCGCGCUCGAGCUCACCAUCGGCAGGGCGCAGUUCAGUUGCUGCCUUUUCUAUGGACUCUGCUGUCUCUGCUACCUUGAGCUGCCAUUCAUUGAGCAAGUGCAUAUGGACGCCCAGGCCUUUAACGUCACCUUGGUGGCCAUCCGCUUCAUCCUUGCUGCCGUGGCAAUCGACACAAGGCUUUCUGUGCCGUGGCAGCUGCUUCUUUCUGCCGGGCAGCUUUGGGCAGAUUUCAGUGGGCCCAAUGGCGUCCGCCAUCCGGCGUUUACCGUGUUUCUCCAAGGCGUCGUGCUGGGCCUGACCAUCUUCGGAUCCUACACGCUGGAGACAUGCGUGCAAUCCAACAUCCGGGCCCAAUUCCACCGCUCAGAUGCGGAGUCCUUGAUGGUCAGCUUUCGCCGGAUGCUGAGGGGCAUCUGUGAUGGGGAGGUCUUGCUAGACAGCAACCUUCGCAUCCACAGCGCCUCUGACUGCUUGAAGCACCUGCUCAUGACUAGCACCAACAUGCAUGGGAAGUCCUUUCAGCAGCUGCUUGAUCCGAGAGACCUCCAGAAGUUCCGCAAGUUCAUGGAAACCUCAGCAAGCACCGCGGCAGAGAGCACGAGCUCGCCCUCUUGUAUGCGGGUGUCCUUGCUGGGAGCGGCCAGCACUCGGAUCAGCGUGGACGUGUUUCACGUCCCAAUUUCCAAGCUGUAUGGCUCCCACGACCCCUACCACCUCAUUGCGCUCAAGGAGGACGGUGAGCAUCGAGAACCUCCUGCCAACAAUCACCCUCAGGUAGAGAUCCGACCUCAGCUCCCUCCUCGGCGCGCCAGCAGUGAGGCAUCUGCAGGCGCAGCCAUGGGCCUGCAAGGGCUUUUCAAUGAGAUUGUGGAGAUGAGCUUGCUGGUGGAUCCUUCGACCGCCUUUUGCGACGUGCGCCAGGUCAACCUGCGAUUCCGCAGAGGCCCUGGCGAGCGAGGUCCGAGCCUCCGGUCCACAGUCCUGCCGACGGAUUGGGCCAGUAUCAAGGAUGCAGUGACCCAGUUUGCCCAGAAAGAGGAGACGGGGCACGUGAUGCUGCCUACGCGCCUGCCAGCGAUCCGAUGCCGAAUGAUGGAUCAGAGCUCCAGAAAGUACAACCUGGCUCGCUUGGCGGAGUUGUCCUCGUAUAGAGGCACUAGUGGCCGGCUCUGGCUUCGUCUUGGCGACCUUGUGGAGGGAAACGAGUCUCGCGAGUACCCGAACUUGCAACCGUCAGGGAUGCCGAUUCGUCGUCUUCGACGGGCUCAGAUGUCUCACUCACCCUUCUCUAUGCAGGGUUAA
Molecule: messenger RNA, 1638 nt
Organism: Symbiodinium natans
Lineage: Eukaryota; Dinophyceae; Suessiales; Symbiodiniaceae
Source: the annotation of a GenBank genome assembly